GUGAACAAUGCUCAGACUAGAGACCAUCCUCUGCACUUUCUCCGUGCUGUCUGUUGCAGCGAGGGCAGAUUUUAAAGCUCGGAAUUGCAGCGAGGUGAGGGAGGCUUGCGUCGCGAAGGGCUUCAGCUUCUCACAUGUUCCUCAUCAGGAAAUCCCAGGUGAACAUCUCCGCGUCUGUCCUCAGGGAAACACAUGCUGCACCCAGGAAAUGGAAGACAAAUUUGGCCAGCAGAGUAAACAGGACUUCGAGAACCUGGUAGAUGAAAUGAGUCAUGUACUGAGGAGCACCUUUGUUUCGAGGCAUCAAAGAUUUGACGAAUUCUUCCUGGAGCUGCUGGAGAACACCGAGCGAUCCCUGAACGAGAUGUUUGUCAGGACUUACGGCAAGCCGUACAUGCAGAACUCUGAAGUCUUUGAGAACCUCUUUGCCGAGCUGAAGCGGUACUACACGGGGGGGAACGUGAACCUGGAGGAGAUGCUUAAUGACUUUUGGUCGCGGCUGCUGGAGCGCAUGUUCACACUGCUCAACUCGCAGUAUGUCAUCACCGAGGACUAUCUGGAGUGUAUCAGUAAGUACACCGACCAGCUCAAGCCCUUUGGAGACGUGCCCAGGAAGCUCAAGGCUCAGGUUACCCGUGCGUUCAUCGCCGCACGCACAUUUGUCCAGGGGCUGUCCGUUGGCCGGGAGGUGGCCCAGAGAGUGUCCAAGGUGAGCAACACGCCGGCCUGCAUCCGGGCGCUGACCAAGAUGCUGUACUGCCCCUUCUGCCAGGGCCUGCCGGCAGCGAAGCCCUGCAAGAACUACUGCCUGAACGUCAUGAAGGGCUGCCUGGCCAACCAGGCCGACCUGGACCCGGAGUGGAACCAGUACAUCGACGCCAUGCUGCUGGUGGCGCAGCGGCUGGAGGGUCCUUUCAACAUCGAAUCUGUCAUGGAGCCCAUUGAUGUCAAGAUUUCAGAGGCCAUCAUGAAUAUGCAAGAUAACAGUGCACAGGUCUCCUACAGGGUUUUUCAAGGUUGCGGCCAGCCGAAACCCGCAGGAAUCACGAGGUCUGCUCGCGGCGUUUCGGACGUAUACAACGCCCGCUUCAGGCCCUACAGCCCGGAGGAGCGGCCCACCACUGCGGCUGGCACCAGCCUGGACCGACUGGUGAUCGACAUUAAAGAAAAGCUAAAGCUGUCUAAGAAAUUCUGGUCGGACCUGCCCGAGGCGAUGUGUGUGGAGGACAGAGUGACCGCUGGAAAUGCCAGCGACGAGGACUGCUGGAACGGCCACACCAAGGGCAGGUACUUUCCGGAAGUGCAGAAGGACGGCCUCACCAACCAGGUGAACAACCCCGAGGUGCAGGUGGACAUCACACGCCCCGACACCUUCAUCCGGCAGCAGAUCAUGGCUCUGAGGGUGAUGACCAACAAGCUGAAAAACGCUUACAAUGGCAACGAUAUCUACUUUCAAGACUCAAGCGAUGAAGGCAGUGGCUCGGGCAGUGGCAGCGGCUGCACGGAGGUCUGCCCCACGUACACGGACAGUGGCGCCACAGAGACCCCGGUGGUGAGAGCCGACCGGAGCGGGCCUGUGCAGGGCUCGGCCCCGCUCUGCGCACCGUCUGUAGCCCUGCCAACCAUGCUGGCCCUCUCUGCCCUGGCACUUCACCGACAAUGGAGAUAAUGCUGGAGGAACGGGCUAAACAUGGACAGCAGGGUUUGUUUUUUUUUUUUUUUUGGUUUUUUUCCCCUUCUUUGCAGUUUUUUGUAUUCUGGCAGAUUGGAGCUACAGUCAAGCAGACAGCAUCCAGGCUGCUGGCCUCGUGGCGAGAGGAGUCUGCUCUGAAAAGGAGAGCAGUCAUACAUCAUGAUUUCCCACUUUCCCAAAGAUCGUGCAGUGCCAUCCUCUGACUUUUUUUUACAGCAUCUCUUCUCCACCGAGCACUAAUGCUGACCCAACGAACUCUGCUUCAGAGAUUUAAAAAAAAAAAGAAAAAAAAGAUCUAUCUAUUUCUUGCACAUAUGGCCGGUAUUAAUGUAGGUCUCCAUGUGGAAAAUAUAACACGCACUUUGAUUGUUUUUGAUUUUUGAAAUGCAAAAAUGUUUGUGUGUUGGAAAAUGUUGAGAAUGUGGCUAUUUGAUGCUCCUGAAAGGAAUAAAAAAAAAAAAAGUCAUUUUAUUUUAAAAGAAAUCCUGAUGAUCUAAGUGAGAGAAAAUUGAGGAGUGUGGUUUUUCACCUUCAGCUGAGAUUGAACGCUCGCUCCACUUUCAUCAGCUCAUGUGCCAUGUAUUGAUUAAUGACCUGAAUCAUAAAACAUCUGAUGUUAUAUUGUUUCAUUUUAGAUCAAAUGCCACUUCUAAAUUGUUUUUUUCUAUGUUUGCCAAUAUUUUCAAUCAUCUAGGAUUCAAACUGCACUACGUCUGUCAUUGGUCAUGAAAUCUGCACAAAGACUUACUUAUGCAUAAAAGUUUACCCUGCAACAGUUUUGUUUUCGGCAUGUCUUCAUGCAGGUUUUCCUGGCUUGGUUUCGACUGCCUGAACAGAAUUAUAACGGUGCAUUCAUUCAAAAAGAAUGAAAGUCCCUUCAAUGUACAGGUGCAUCUCAAAGAACUGGAAUAAAAAAGCUUUUUUUCUUUCCAUAAAUGCAUUGAAACUGAUACAUUUAUGCAUUUUCAAAUGUAUCAUACACAAAUGGAGACAUUUCAAGCUUCUUUUUAAAAUGUGUUCAAUAUGAUCUUGGGUUAUUAGUAAUACAAAAUCUAAAUUAUAUGUGUAUAUUGAAUGUCAAAGAAUAUUUUCUGAUACUGAUAGCUUCUUAAUGAUAUUCUAAUUUGUUUGAUAUGCAUCUGUACAGUUAUUCUCUCAGAGCAGUCCUGGUUCCUGGAGUUACAGGGUCUACAUCUCGAUGCCAAAUCAAUAUUUCCCUGUCAGAUGAGGCUAAAUACACAAGAUCUUAUACACAUUUUUCAGAUUUAAACUGUUUUCUUCAUCUGAAGUGAUUACAGUUUGGGUUUCUACAUAACCACUCUGCAGCAUCAGCGCAAAAUAAGACAAUAACUCAGCACAACCUCAGAUAAAUAAGUGUUGCUGUGCUUUACAGAUUUAUUUGUCUGGUAUUAUAAGGAAAGGUCAUGCAGAUUACUUCGGGGUUGCGUCCCAUUUAUUAUCCUUAAAGAGGCAUGCACAUUUAAAAGGUGAAGCACAUCCAUUUAAUACCAAAUUAAUAUCACUGAAGCAAGUCGUGUGCUGCUGUAAUCUCUGUAUUAAUUUACAGUAAUUUGGUCCUAUAUUGUUUUCUAAUGUAUGCCCAGAAUGGUGGACAAAUAUUUGCAAAAUGUAUUUUUGAUGUUUCAUAAAUCCUGGAAUCGCUUAAAUAGGAGCUGUGUUUGCUAAUUUUGCAUGUGAUUGAAUAACCAAAGCCUGUCCUCUGUGUGGAUAACUAUCAUUGAAACGAGCACCGUUGAAUCCAAAUUAAUAUAGCGAAACUGAAAUUAUAUUUAAGGGAAAAAAAAAAAAAUCAUAAUACCACAAUUGCAGAAAGUGGAGGAAUUAAUAGGGACGAGGAGUAGCAAAAAAAAAAAACCACACAGUGGUUACUAGAAAUGCAAAGAAAGGGCCCCUAAAUUUAUCUGGAAAGCUUGAAUGG
Molecule: messenger RNA, 3632 nt
Organism: Salarias fasciatus (jewelled blenny)
Lineage: Eukaryota; Metazoa; Chordata; Actinopteri; Blenniiformes; Blenniidae
Gene: gpc6b
Product: glypican 6b
Exons: 9
Coding region: 8-1669 (553 amino acids)
Biological process (GO): cell migration; regulation of signal transduction; regulation of protein localization to membrane
Cellular component (GO): plasma membrane; synapse; cell surface
Source: RefSeq, a predicted model, not a curated record